Pseudogymnoascus destructans is the source of this 1036-nucleotide messenger RNA. RefSeq lists its product as uncharacterized. The transcript has 3 exons. The record is from RefSeq and is a predicted model, not a curated record. Lineage: Eukaryota; Fungi; Ascomycota; Leotiomycetes; Thelebolales; Thelebolaceae. The coding region runs from base 299 to 1036 and encodes 245 amino acids.
CCCCUAACAACUUAAGAUCCAACCGAAGAUAUAAAUAUGCACAUAAUCUACUCCCGUACCGUAAAUUUGUGCAAAAACCGCACAACCUUUUUAAAAUUAUGGCAUCUGGCUUCCAUAUGCGAUAACUGCUAAAUGGUACGAAAUACUGCGAGUAUUCCUUGUUCCCAAGCCAUAUGCAUGGGGAAAGUAUGACACGACUACCACGGAUAACGUAGACAUAUAUUUCCUCCUGGCGGAGUUCCGCGACGUCGGGGAGCAGCCAGCUGCUCCUGUGAACUUGGCAGCUCGCCUGGCAGACAUGCAUCAGCGUUCAGUUUCUCCCACGGGGAAGUUCGGCUUCCAUAUUUCGACCUGCCAUGCAAAGAUUGCUCAGGCCGUUGCUACGUGGGAAGAUUCGUGGUGCACAUUUUACUUAAACCAUCUUGGUCAUGUCAUGGAUUUAGCUAGGCCUAUCCUCCAGUGGCCUGAAUUCGACAUUGUUUGCAAACUUACCCUUGAGAAGGUCGUUCCGAGGCUGUUGCUACCACUCCAGUCUGAUGGCCGUGUCCUCAAGUCGUCCCUUAUCCAUGGCGAUUGUUGGGAUGGCAACACAGCAACGGAUAUGAAAACAGGUGAGGCAUUUGUGUUCGAUGUGUGCUCAUUUUAUGGGCAUAAUGUAUACGACACUGGGAACUGGAGGGCACCUAGACAUCGACUUAGUAAUUUGGCAUAUAUCAAGAACUACAAGAAAUGCUUCCCUGUUUCUGAGCCAGAGGAAGAUUGGGACGCCCGCAAUCUUCUCUACUCGUUGACAUUUAACAUCGGCAAUACGAUCUAUAUUCCAGGCUCCAGUCAGAGACAAGUGGUCUAUAAUGACAUGACCACGCUUUGCGAGAUGUUCUGCCCUGACGAUAUUAAACAAGAGCUUACUGCCCUCCGCAUAUUCCAAAACAGGGCAAGUCACUUGGCAAACUCGAUUGAUGUAGCCGGCGGAGAUGGCGAUGAAGUGGAGGCAGAGGGGAGGAGGAAGAAGAAGAAGAAGAAGAAGAAGAAAUAG